Lytechinus pictus (painted urchin) is the source of this 6586-nucleotide messenger RNA. Its product is annotated as complement C3-like. Gene Ontology annotation, molecular function: protein binding; endopeptidase inhibitor activity. The coding region runs from base 232 to 5409 and encodes 1725 amino acids. Gene Ontology annotation, cellular component: extracellular region. NCBI's taxonomy places the organism in Eukaryota, Metazoa, Echinodermata, Echinoidea, Temnopleuroida, Toxopneustidae. The transcript has 40 exons. The record is from RefSeq and is a predicted model, not a curated record.
GUUAUUUCCUGUUCAGACCUAAUUAGGUGUAUUCGAAAUCCCGGAUCCUGAAAGGGCUUGAUAUUGAGGCAAAUAAAAACAGUUUGCAACCUGGUACAAGCGUCAGUCGAGGCGUUUGAAAUACUUUUACCAAGUUCGCUAACAUACACUGGUUGAUUUAAAAAAGCGUCUCCUCUUGGUUGACUGAAGAUUGGACUGCUUCAGCCCUGAUUGGUGUCUUAAUCAGCCAUCAUGGGGUUGGUUGCAUUGUUCUUCGUCCUUUCCAUUAGUGCAUCGCUGAUACCUGGAGGAAUAACGAAUUCUGCCUUCUUUAUGGUGACAUCCCCCAAUGUUUUCCGAGUUGGAGUGCCUGAGAAGGUGUUGGUUACCCGGGUUAGAGGCGGUGGCAACAACGACAUUUCCGUAAAGGUCUCCCUCUCUAAACCAGGAUCUACAGAUGAGCCGUUUUCCCAUGAAACGAGAUCUGUUGGUGAAGCUUCUUCUGUCGAGUUUGAGGUGGUAGUUCGACCCGAGGACCUUGUGAACAAUGAGGGAGAAUUCCAGCACAUGGUGUUAAAGGCGGAAUGUCCUGAUGACAUCAGCAUACUCAAUAAGGAAACAGAAGUUCUUGUAACGCUCCAAUCUGGAUACGUGUUCGUCCAAACCGACAAGCCAAUCUACACCCCAAAUCAAAACGUGAUGAUAAAGGUGAUGUCUUUGGAUCAAGAUAUGCGUCCAUCUGAUCGAGAGAUCCAUGUUGAGAUCAUCAAUCCGAAUGGUAUCAGUGUAAAACAACUUGGUAGGACUCAUGCUGAAAGCAACGGCUUUCUGUCUGGAGAGUACACAUUUCAUGAUCAUCCAACUUUGGGCAUAUGGAAUGUGACAGCCUUCUAUGGUCCGGAUCUCAAUAAUAGGGCACUUAAGUACCGUGUCAAGUCAAGUGUGACGUUUGAAGUGAAGGAAUAUGUUCUACCCACAUUUUCAGUGAAGGUCGAAACACCUGCGUACAUAUUAGACGGGGCCGAUUCAGUGGUUUCAACAAUAAAUGCUCAGUAUGUGUUCGGUAAGCCUGUGAUUGGACGUUAUGUCUUCAAGUAUGGUAUCCUUCAAGAUGAUGGAUCUGUGGAAGAACUAGGAGAGAGAAAUGGACAUCUAAACGAAGAGGGAAGUUCUCAAAUCACGUUGCACAAUCUUGCUACUGAUUUUGGUACUGCGUCUUGGUUUGACCAGUAUAAAGGUCGUCGCUUCCAUGCUAAAGCCAUUGUACGUGAGACGGCAACCCAGUUCACAGAGGCAGGAAUCAGCACAAGUACCGUCUUUGAAAGCUCACCUUACCGAUUUAGUACGGAACGAACAGUCCAGUACUUCAAAGCUGGCCUCAAUUUGCAAAUCAAGCUGGAUUUAACCUUUGUAAAUGGAGAUGUCGCCCCAGAUGUACCUGUGCAAAUCCAAGCGUAUGGUACCGAUACCAAUGGCGAUGAGAGCGAACUUCCUGUGGUAAACCAGGGGGCAAACGCGGUGAUACCAAACACAGAUGAACAUGGAGGCAUUCAAACCUCUCGUGACAUCCAGUCAAAUGUGGUCAGCGUUCGGGUAGUAGCCUCCACUGUGAGCGGAGACUACAAUCCCGAAAACCAAGCGUCCAUUUCAUUUGAAGUGACUGGUUCAGACCCCGAAAAUGGAGAAUUCAUCCUAAUCAGGCCACAGAAUGCAGAUGAUCGCAAACUAGUUGUUGGUAGGAAUACUGAAUUCCUGAUCCAGAGGGUUGGUUCAUCAGGAGUGCCUCCAAACACAAAUCUUCAUUAUUUGUGCAUUACAGGGGGAAGGAUUGUCGAAAGCAAUUUUCAACCUGGCAUGCCUGAUGUAGGCACAUCCCUUCAAAUAACGAUCACGUCCGACAUGGCGCCACAAAUGAGAUUAAUCGUCUACUACAUGACUGCCACCGGCAGAGUCAUCGCCGACUCCCUUCGACUUGGUGUAGAAGAAAAGUGCAGGCAAAAUCCUCCGCUAUCAUUGAGAAUACUACCCGAGCCACCCCCUCCUCUACUUUCUAUCUAUGACCCACAUUCCAUGAUUGAGGUUGAAAUCACAGCACCAAACGAUUCCUCCAUCGGUCUGCUAGCUGUCGAUAAGGCUGUCUAUCUGCUGAGAGAUAAGGAUAGAAUGAACAAUCGAAAAAUGUAUAAUAGGAUGAAGAGCUAUGACACCGGUUGUGGACCAGGAGGCGGAUUUGAUACUUCUCAAAUUUUUAAGGACUCUGGAAUGACAGUGCUUACUAAUGGAAAUUUGGAGGUCGGUGUAAGAGCAAGUAUUGGCUGUGAAGAAGAGGCUAACCGGAGAAGAAGGUCUAUUGUUCCCGGUGAGAUAUGCUACUCAGUCUACGAAUCAUCUUGUUUAGCCACCAGAAUACGUUUGAAACGUAUGCUUUCUAGUACUGAUUAUGCAACCUAUCCAUGUUCUCGUCGUGCUAGAAUUUUAGCAUCUCAAUGUGGACUAACUCCUGAACAAAAAACGAGAUUUGAAGUGUGCUGCGAAAAUCCUCCCAUUCCCAGGGUAACAUCUGAAACAUCAAGAUCAGGUGGUAAUAACAACCAGAUCGACGGUGUCAAAGUACGUGACGAUUUUAGAGAGACUUGGCUCUUUGAUGUUUUUCCUAUGCCUACAAACGGUGAUAAGAUGUUACACCCGUUGACCACGCCGAGUAGUAUCACGGAAUGGCACUUGACGGCAGUCAGUUUAUCCCAAACACAAGGAAUGUGUAUUGAAGAUGAUACCACUGUGAUGGUUUACCAGAAAUUCUUUAUUCAGCUUCAUCUCCCGUACUCUGUCGUCAGGCUUGAACAGACACAGAUCCUCGUCACCAUCUUCAACUAUGGUAUUUCACUUGCAGAGGUUACAGUAUGGUUUUCUGUUGAAGAGGGUCUGUGCACUGCUGAAAAUCCAGCCAUGCGUAUGGUUUCGGUCGAGUCCAAGAAUGCCGCCUCCGUUGCAUUCAUUGUAAGGCCGGUGGAUGUAGGUACAUUUGAUAUCAGAGUGAAUGCCUCAGCAAACGGCAAGCAAGAUAACGGCAAGCAAGAUAGCGUCAAGAAAUCACUUCUGGUCGUGCCUACAGGAGUUUUAACGAGGAAAAGUAGAUCUGUUACUCUCAACCCUGGUGGGGUCAUGUUCACUGAUGAUGUCACAACGCCAGCCCCGAACAACAGCCUGGGACAAGUUGUUUCAAUCCACAAUAAUCAAACAAAUAAUCAGGUGGACCUGAUACCUAUAUCCCUGCCCGUGGAUUCUAUUCCAGAAACAGAAUCUUGUAGUGUCAAGCUUAUUGGCACUCUGCUAGGUACGAUAGCUACGGAUCCUAUUCAAGGAGUAGAAAAUCUUGUUCAACAACCUACCGGGUGUGGCGAGCAGACUAUGAUUCGCCUAGCUCCAACUCUUUUUGUCUAUAAGUACCUCCAGGCUGUAGGAGAGGAUACAGGGGACCAAGAGGAACUCCUCACAGAAUACAUAAAAAAUGGAGUGGCAAGGGAGAUCACCUAUAGACAACAUAACGGUGCCUACGCAGCAUGGACUAAUCGAGCUGGAAGUACUUGGUUGACAGCAUUUGUUGUGAAGAUCUUCAGUCAAGCAAAGCAGUUCAAUGCUCUAAAUGAUGAGAGCCACGUAGAAGGCAGUGUAAACUGGCUCAUAGACGAAAAUCAGCAAGUUGGCGGUGAAUUUCAUGAAAAUAACCAGGUUAUUCAUCAGGAAAUGAUCGGAGCUGUAAAGGGUGAUACUUCCAGGACGGCAUUUGUUCUCAUCUCUCUUCUGGAGGGUAGGAACUUACUGGAUAGCCUGAAGAAUGAGAAAAUCAAUAAUUCCAUUUCUUUGGCGAUUCAAUUCCUCCAUAACCAACUUGAAAAUGGAUUACCGAGGAUGUACGACAAGGCUAUCGUCACAUAUGCCUUGGCAAUGGCUAAAAGUACAAGGGCUAGAGAUCUGAAUAAUGAUCUAUGGGCUCAUAAAGAAGAGGAUGAUACUGGUGCGGUCUUCUUCCCCUUGGAUUCAUCCCGCUAUGAAUAUAUUGGCAACCGUCCAAUGUGGCGGCGGAUACCGACCUCCUCCAUCGAUGUGGAGACUGCUGGAUACGCUUUGCUAGCACAGCUUGCCUUGCACCAAUAUCAGAACGCUGGCAGGGUAGCCCUUUGGCUCAGUAAGCAGCAGGAUUACGGUGGCGGAUUCGUCUCUACUCAGGAUACAGUUGUGGCUCUACAAGCACUAUCCAAGUAUGCAGAGCGUCCUCAGUUCAGUAACAUAAACAUGGACUGCACUCUAUCAACAGGAGGGGAUAUUCUUAAGAGACAUGUGAUUGAAAAUCACAAUGCUAAAAUACAAGAAGAAGUCAAGGUCUCUCAGUCUAUCGGACAUGACCUACAAAUCAAUUCAGUUGGAGAAGGAGUUGCUCUGGCAAAUGUGGAACUGCGGUACAACACUGAAAAAUCUGAUCUGGACACCUGCCCAUUCCAUCUGAACAUCACUGCUGCUGAAUUACCUUCUCAGGCCAAUAAUGGACAAAAUCUAGAAGGACUUCGAAUAACAGUAUGUACAAGGUUUACUGGUGAAGGGAACACCCAUAUGAGUAUUCUUGAUGUAGGAUUAUACUCUGGAUUCAAGGCUGUUGAAGACACUAAAUCAGGAUUGACAGGACUCAAAGAGUUGAUUAAUGGCAGUGACUCGAUUUCUUCAUAUGAAGCUGGCCAACGGUCUGUCAUCUUCUAUUUAGAUGAGAUUCCAAAGACAAGUGACCUAUGCUUCACAUUUUAUGCUGAAACUGAAGUGGUUGUCGGGAAUGUACAAGCGGCCGCUGUUCAUGUGUAUGACUACUACGAUCCCGACCUGUCCUGUACUAUUUUCUACAAGCCUGGCACAGGUAGUUCCCUUUUGAACACACUGUGCUCUGAAAAUGAAUGUAUCUGCUCUGGUGGUUCACUUAAGUUCUGCAACCCUACUGAUCGGUGCCCUCGUUUAUAUUCUGCUAGUGAAUUGGAGGCAACUGCCUGUCAAAGCCACAGCAGUUAUGCACUCAAGAUCCACAUUGAGCAAGAACAAGUAAUAGGCGGAUUCAGGGUGUACAACUUCACCGUCAAAAAACAAAUAAAAAGGGGAGACGAAAACAUUCCUUUGAACGGGAUGAGGCAGUUGUAUGUCAAUGAAGGUUGUAAGUGCCCCAAAAUUGGACAACGAAGUAUCCCUGGUGACUUUUUACUCGUUGGCCGGGAAUCCCUCAAGUACACCACCAAAGAUGGAGUUGAAAGAUACCGGUACUUGUAUGGAAAAUUCUCCAAGAUGGUACUUUAUCCAAGGCAGAGUUUAGUCAGAAAUUUGGACAUACGCCAAGCAUUGAGUACCUUUGAAACGAGCAUGGAUGAAGCGACCGCCUGCUCUGGUGAGAGUUAACUCACUUCAGUUCGGAACCAGUUAAUAGUGGGACUGUCCUCUAACGCCAUCUCUCAUGACUCAUGCCCAGUAACGUCACCAUGCCAAUAGGUAUAUCAUGGGUUAGUAUUACCCAUUGAUCAGUAUCACCCACGUAUAAGCCAUUACAUGUGUCUUUAUUGUGAUGAUAUCGCACAGUACACACGCUCAACUCAUUUUGUUGUGAGCUUGAAUUCUUAUUUUUUUGCAUGUGCAGCAACAGUAAUGUUUGAAAAUGGGAAUUUUAGAAAAUCAGAACUUAUCAAAUCUACCCUAAAUCAAAACCCAGCAAAGGCAGAUAAAGGAAUAUUACAAUUAUUAGAUGGUAGGUUGAUUACUACUAUUUUUUUUCAAACUUUGGAUAUCAUGACAAAGUUGAAUUAACAGACUCAUCAUAUCUGUUUAGAAACUUUCAAAAUUUUGCUUCUCUUUAUACAUAUUUUGUUCUUUUUUUAAUGUCAUUGUUUAUUUGAGUUGUUUCAAUUCUGGAUUUAGAAUAAGGUUAUUUACUUAAUUACUUAAUGGAUUAAUUGAUUUAAUGAAUACAUUAAGAAUUGAAUGAAUGAGUAAAUAAAUGAAUGAAUUAAUUAGUAAAUUUAUAAAUGAGUAAAAAAUAUACAUUAGAUAGAUGAAUAAAUAACUAGAUAAUUAUAUUAAUAAAUGAAUGCCCAAUACGUUUAGUGUAUAGUAUAAACUUUGAUGAAAUCUGAGCUGAGUUAGUAAAACAAAAACUAACUCUAGAUUCACUUGAACUAAAUAAUCUACAAUAAUAACAAUAAUAAUUUUACAUCAUGAUUUAUUAUUAUAAGUGCUCACUCUGUACUUUAUAUACUUGCACACAAUCUGGCUAAAACUGAAUUAAUAAAAUGUACCAUAUCAGGUAUGAUUACUUGUUAACAUAACAAGACACAAUUGAUAUUUAUGAUAAAUUGUAUAAUUGAUUUGUAACCUGUAUGCGAAUUAUGUGGCUCCUAUAGAGUUGAAUAAUUUGUGCUUUUAUUGACAAAUGGGAUCAGUUUAGCUUUGCAAAUACAUCUCAUUUAAAAGCAGUUGCAAUUCUUGUACAGUGCAGCAAAUGAAGUUUCUUUUUGAGUAGUUUCAGUACAGUUAGUGUGCUUAAAUGAAAGUGUAUGAUUAAAUAAAGCUGUAUUGAGAAGCA